Messenger RNA from Propithecus coquereli (Coquerel's sifaka), 3064 nucleotides. RefSeq names its product potassium channel, voltage gated Shab related subfamily B, member 2 (gene KCNB2). Gene Ontology annotation, cellular component: voltage-gated potassium channel complex; membrane. Bases 84 to 2819 code for a protein of 911 amino acids. Gene Ontology annotation, molecular function: protein binding; delayed rectifier potassium channel activity. The record is from RefSeq and is a predicted model, not a curated record. Lineage: Eukaryota; Metazoa; Chordata; Mammalia; Primates; Indriidae. Gene Ontology annotation, biological process: potassium ion transmembrane transport; protein homooligomerization. The transcript is spliced from 2 exons.
UGGCGAUGCCCGCCCCGGAGGGACCCCGCCGCAGCUGACCUCAUUCUUCAGGACCCCGGCCCCGCGGCUCUGUCCAGUUCAAAAUGGCAGAGAAGGCUCCCUCCGGCUUAAACAGGAAGACUUCAAGGUCGACGCUUUCUCUUCCUCCAGAGCCUGUGGACAUUAUCAGGAGCAAAACGUGCUCCCGGAGAGUUAAGAUCAACGUGGGGGGCCUCAACCACGAAGUCCUGUGGAGAACGCUGGACAGGCUGCCCAGGACGCGCUUGGGGAAGCUUCGAGACUGCAACACACACGAGAGCCUCCUGGAGGUGUGCGAUGACUAUAAUCUGAACGAGAACGAGUAUUUCUUCGAUCGGCAUCCAGGAGCCUUCACUUCCAUCUUAAAUUUCUACCGGACGGGGAAACUGCACAUGAUGGAGGAAAUGUGCGCGCUCUCUUUCGGCCAAGAGCUUGAUUACUGGGGGAUUGACGAGAUCUACUUGGAGUCCUGCUGCCAAGCCAGGUAUCACCAAAAGAAGGAACAAAUGAACGAGGAACUGAGGCGAGAGGCAGAGACGAUGCGAGAGCGAGAGGGAGAAGAGUUCGAUAAUACCUGCUGCCCCGAAAAAAGGAAGAAACUGUGGGACUUGCUGGAGAAACCGAACUCGUCAGUGGCUGCAAAGAUCUUGGCCAUUGUGUCUAUCCUGUUCAUCGUACUUUCUACCAUUGCUUUGUCUCUCAACACACUGCCGGAGCUUCAGGGAAAGGACGAAUUUGGACAAUUCAACGACAACCCCCAAUUAGCCCACGUGGAGGCUGUGUGUAUUGCCUGGUUUACCAUGGAGUACCUUUUACGGUUCCUAUCCUCACCGCACAAAUGGAAGUUCUUCAAGGGCCCGCUAAACAUCAUUGAUUUGCUGGCCAUCUUGCCAUACUAUGUCACCAUUUUUCUCACGGAGUCCAACAAGAGCGUGCUGCAGUUCCAAAACGUCAGGCGCGUGGUCCAGAUCUUCCGAAUCAUGCGUAUCCUCAGAAUCCUCAAACUCGCCAGACAUUCGACAGGGCUGCAGUCUCUGGGUUUCACGCUCAGACGGAGUUAUAAUGAACUGGGCUUGCUGAUACUGUUUUUGGCCAUGGGGAUAAUGAUAUUUUCCAGCCUGGUAUUUUUCGCUGAGAAGGAUGAGGAAGCUACCAAGUUCACUAGUAUCCCGGCAUCAUUUUGGUGGGCCACCAUCACCAUGACCACUGUUGGCUACGGUGACAUUUACCCUAAAACGCUACUAGGGAAAAUUGUGGGAGGCCUGUGCUGUAUUGCUGGGGUUCUCGUUAUUGCCCUUCCCAUCCCAAUCAUUGUGAACAACUUUUCUGAGUUUUACAAGGAGCAGAAGCGCCAGGAGAAGGCAAUUAAAAGGAGAGAGGCUCUUGAGCGGGCCAAAAGGAAUGGAAGCAUCGUUUCUAUGAACUUGAAAGAUGCCUUUGCUCGGAGUAUGGAACUGAUAGAUGUGGCUGUUGAGAAGGCCGAAGAGUCAGCCAAUACGAAGGACUCAGCCGACAACAAUCACCUGUCCCCAAGCCGGUGGAAGUGGGCCAGGAAGGCUCUGUCGGAAACAAGUUCCAACAAGUCUUACGAGAAUAAGUACCAGGAGGUUAGCCAAAAAGACUCCCACGAGCAGCUGAACAACACGUCUUCCUCCAGCCCACAGCAUCUGAGUGCCCAGAAACUGGAGAUGCUGUACAACGAAAUCACCAAGACACAGCCUCAUUCUCACCCAAACCCAGACUGCCAAGAAAAGCCCGAGAGGCCAUCUGCAUAUGAAGAAGAGAUAGAAAUGGAAGAAGUCGUCUGCCCCCAGGAGCAGCUGGCCGUGGCGCAGACCGAGGUCAUCGUGGACAUGAAGAGCACCUCCAGCAUCGACAGCUUCACCAGCUGUGCCACCGACUUCAACGAGACCGAGAGAUCCCCGCUGCCACCACCCUCCGCGUCUCACUUGCAGAUGAAGUUCCCACCUGACCUCCCUGGGACAGAAGAGCACCAAAGAGCCAGGGGCCCCCCAUUUCUCACCCUGUCCAGAGAGAAAGGGCCUGCCGCCAGGGAGGGCACGCUGGACUACGCCUCGGCCGACAUAACUGGGAGUCGCGAUGCCGGCAGCUCCCAGUGCGGGCGCCGCGGUCGUUUACAGUCUGACAAUGCCGCUGACAGUCCUAAGAGCUCUCUAAAAGGCAGCAACCCGCUAAAGUCCAGAUCCCUCAAAGUGAACUUUAAGGAAAGUAGAGGCAGUGCACCACAGACCCCGCCCAGCACAGCCAGGCCUCUGCCGGUGACGACGGCUGACUUUUCGCUCAGCACCCCACAGCACAUCAGUACCAUCCUCUUAGAAGAAAACCCCCCUCAGGGAGACAGACCCUUGCUGGGUGCUGAGGUUGCAGCACACUGUCAGGGACCUUCCAAAGGGCUGUCCCCUAGGUUUCCCAAGCAGAAACUGUUUCCUUUCUCUUCAAGAGAGAGGAGGAGCUUCACUGAAAUAGAUACUGGCGAAGAUGAAGACUUCUUAGAGCUCCCAGGGGCAAGGCAGGACGAGCAGGCGGACUCCAGCCCAAAUUGUUUUGCAGAUAAGCCUAGUGACGGAAGAGACCCUUUAAGAGAAGAGGGCUGUGUGGGCUCUUCCUCCCCCCAGAACACAGGUCACAACUGUAGGCAGGACAUUUACCAUGCUGUGGGUGAGGUCAAAAAAGACAGUAGUCAAGAAGGGUGCAAGAUGGAAAACCACUUGUUUGCCCCAGAAAUUCAUUCCAACCCAGGAGACACAGGUUAUUGUCCCACACGUGAAACCAGCAUGUGACUAGUUACAAAAGCAAUAAAAAAAAAAACAAAAAACAACAAACUUGUUUCUUAAAAAUGUGGUUAAUAAUGCCUGUGAACUAAAAAUGGGAAGCCCCCUCCCAAAAAAAGUGCAUAAAAUGUUAUUUUUGCAUGGCAUGAACAGUUUAGUUUAAGUACUGUUUAAAUAAAGAGUCAAGACUGCAUUUUGUAACAAACAAACAAAAAUGACUGAAGAACAGUGAACAAAUAAAGAGAGCUCUAUUA